Molecule: messenger RNA, 3768 nt
Organism: Lethenteron reissneri (Far Eastern brook lamprey)
Lineage: Eukaryota; Metazoa; Chordata; Hyperoartia; Petromyzontiformes; Petromyzontidae
Gene: NPLOC4
Product: NPL4 homolog, ubiquitin recognition factor
Biological process (GO): ubiquitin-dependent protein catabolic process
Cellular component (GO): nucleus
Molecular function (GO): ubiquitin binding; ubiquitin protein ligase binding
Source: RefSeq, a predicted model, not a curated record
GAGAGGGGAGGGGGGUAAGAGAAUCUGGAAUCGAUCCGGCAGCGGAAUCGAUCGCCGUGAAGGAGUCGCCGGGCGGAAGCCGCCGAGAGAGAGGGCGCGAGUGGAGAGGCCGCGGGCGACGAUGGGCGACUUGAUCAUUCGUGUCCAGUCUCCAGAUGGAACAAGGCGCGUUCCGGUAACUCGAAGGGAGACGGCUGCAGAUUUUCUAAAAAAGGUGUCAUCAGAGUUUGGAUUCUCUGAAAAUGGAUUUGUCAUAUGCAAGAACCGAGACAAGAGCGGCGAGAUCAACCGGAAGUCCCGACAGUCUCUAAUUGCACUGAAUAUUAAGCAUGGAGAUAUGCUUUACCUAUUUCCGGACUCAGCCAUGCCCUCCACGUCCGCCGAAGCCAUGGACACAGGGGCAGCGGUGGGGUCGGUGCGUGGCUCUGUGUCGUUGCUGGCCCAAGCGGGCCCCAGCACAAGCACGACACUUGUAGCCAAGCGACAAGGUUUUCCCAAUGCCCAGGCUUCAACGCAGGGCAUCGUGGAGGAAGAGAUUGACCAGUACCUGUCGAAGCAGGAGGGAAAGAUCUAUCGCAACCGCGACACUCAGCUUUGCCGCCAUGGACCGAUGGGAAAGUGUGUGCACUGUGUGCCCUUGGAGCCAUUUGAUGAAGACUACUUGAACCACCUGGAUCCCCCAGUCAAGCACAUGCCCUUCCAUGCUUACAUUCGCAAGCUGACGGGUGGUGCCGACAAGGGGAAGUUUGUUGCACUGGAGAACAUCAGCUGCAAGAUCAAGUCUGGGUGUGAGGGCCACCCGCCAUGGCCUGAUGGUAUCUGCACGAAGUGCCAGCCGAGUGCGAUCACCCUCAACAGACAGAAAUACCGCCAUGUGGACAACAUCAUGUUUGAGAAUAACACGAUUGCCGACUGCUUCCUCAACUGCUGGCGGAAUACGGGGCAGCAGCGCGUGGGUUUCCUGUACGGCCGCUACGUGGAGCACAAAGAUAUCCCCCUGGCCAUACGGGCAGAAGUUGCCGCCAUAUAUGAGCCUCCGCAGAAGGGCUCGGAGAACAGCUUGGAACUGUUACCUGACCCACGUGCCGAUGUGGUCGAUGAGAUUGCAGGAAAGCUGGGUCUGAGAAAGGUCGGUUGGAUUUUUACUGACUUGCUACCAGAAGACACAAGAAAAGGCACUGUAAAAUAUAUUCGGCACAAGGACUCUCAUUUUAUGAGCGCAGAAGAGUGCAUCAUGGCUGGAGAAUUUCAGAACGCAAAUCCCAACCCCUGCCGACUCUCACCGGACGGACACUUUGGCUCCAAGUUUGUGACAGUCGUAGCCACUGGGGGCCCAGACAAUCAGGUGCACUUUGAAGGCUACCAGGUAACAAACCAGUGCAUGGCGUUGGUGCGAGACGACUGCCUCCUGCCCACGCGCGACGCUGCCGAGCUUGGCUUCGUCAAGGAGUCGUCCAGUGAGCAAUACGUCCCGGACGUGUUUUACAAGGACAUAGACAAAUUUGGCAAUGAAAUCACGCAGCUGGCUCGGCCACUUCCCUUGGAAUACCUGAUCAUCGACAUCCCCACAACGUUCCCGAGGGAGCCACAGUACACAUUCAGCACAAUUACAACACAGUUUCCGAUCGAGAACCGGGAGAUCACUGGCGAGACACAGGAUUUCAGCAGCCUCGCAGAUUACCUCGCACAGCCAGGCAGCAAGAGCCUUCUGGAGACACUGGCCAAUUUCCAUCUGCUCAUCUUUCUUGCCACAAACGAUGUCAUGUCUCUCAGGGAUCAUAUGGAUCUGCUACUAGAUGCUGUUAAAAUGAAUGAUGAAACGCUGGCUCAUCACUUUUCUGAAUCGGAGCACUGGGCGACACUUGAUCAGCUCUGCAAGAACGUGAUUGUGCAGCCGCGCGGUGGCGAGUUUGAAUCCAUGGGUGCUGCCGGAGGUUUCUCACAGUCCUCGUCAGCAGCAGUGUGGGCCUGCAAGCACUGCACAUUCAACAACCCACCUGGCAUGGCACAGUGUGAAGUGUGCAGCCUGCCCCGCUCUUGAGAGAGACUUUGCCAGGCACACGAAUGCCAUUGUAAAGGCCAACGCAGGCACAGGCUUGGCCGACAAAGAACCCACUUGCAACUGCUGUGGCUGCUGAAAGCAUGCGUGUCCUUUCUGCAUUCAAUCUGCCACACACAGGAUAGUCGUUGCUUUCACGAAGUUUUUCUUUUGACGUAUGUUCCCUGGAACAUCAAAGCUACAGGAUGCAAAAAAAGACAAAUCAUCGUGUUGCCCGGUUUUCCUCCUAAUUAUGUUUUGACGGACAUUCACAGCUGCAGCUCUUUAGUUUAUCAUAUUUUUCCCAGACAUUAGCAAUUAAAUGUCAACUGUAUCAAUUGAAAAAAAACAACAGCAUUUUAUAACAAUUUCAAGCAAAGAAUGUUACAUGAUUAGUGUUGGUAUUAGUUACAGACAGCUAUAAUCGAAUUUUAAAUUAUUUACUUUACACGUUUAAGGCUUAUUUACCAGCAGCUGUUAUUUUGCAAGUGAAAAAUACCUAUUAUUGAAAGACUCAUUAAUUCAGCAGUAUCUCGACAGGGUGAGGUCAUAGUGCUGCUGUAACCUCAAUGUCUGGCUGAAAAGCUGCCGUACAUAAAGUGAAAAUUGGUGUAUAGUAAGAGAUUUGGCAAAAACGACGGUAACAUUGCAACUUUAUCAUUGAACAAAAAUAUCACUUUAAUUUGUUACUUCAGUGUUACAUUUUAAAGAUGUGCAUUUGUUUUAUAGAUUUCCUGUCAAACUAGUAAUUCCUCCACCAGAAAUAGUGGCAAGAUGCGUGGGUUUGGUUGAAAUAUUUGAUUUUUUUCGCUCUGUCAUUCCAGUGGUUUAUAUGCGCUGGAGGGGCUAUACUUCACAGCAUUUGCACUUCCAGUAGUAGAGCUAGACCUGCGAUGAAGUGCUGGGGAUGCCUUGCUUAUUGCGCCUAAGCCCAUGUGACAAUAGUAGUGAAUAAUUAACGAAUACAUCAGCGCUGUACAUCGAUACAAAUUACACCAAUACUACAGAUCCACUUUUGUGGCAAGUUGAGGGGACCUUUUUGAAAUUAAUAUCAACAAUUCAUUGUACGAUUUCAAGAAUAUGUAUAUUUAAUUUAUGAUAAUGAAAAACUAGUUGAUUUUUAUUUUACAUUUCGGUGUGUUAUGCAGGAGACAUUCUGUAAAUGUAAUUUUUGAUGUUAAAUUUGACAUUUCUAAGUACCUUAUCUCCUUGGCAAUGUGGAAGUCACCGGUGUUUUGGAUGUUAAAAUGUCCAUGUUUGUAGCAGUUUGUCAGUGCAUUAUCGCACCUCGGAUUAGCAUGGUUGGCUACGUACGUUGCGAAAGAAGGUUCAAUCUCCAUACAUACACCGGCAUGUGACAAUGACUGGCAUGCACCAUCAAAGUGAUGUCUCAUAACCAGUUGAGUUUGUGAUGCAUAAGAUCAAGCUUAAGACACCAGCUGCACGGUCCACCGAAGGAAUUAGAACAAAAUAAAUCGACCCCAUUGUUUUACAAAUGAGAAUUUCAAUAAGAGACUUUGUAAGAACUAAGUUGACAUCUAAAUUUGACACCUUAAAUAUAUUCAUCGCUAUGAAUUCUCCAUCCAUUGUACUGCUUUAUUUAUGUAUCCCUAAAGUGGUCUUUUGGGCGAAUUCCGUAAGUGAAUGCUUGUUUUUUUUCUGCUAAAGAGUGUCUAGCUCUGCUACUGUGCAUUUCCUUCAGGUUGCUGAAUAAAGAAUCCUUUAAAUGA